AUGCAGCACCAGCAGCGGCCGCCCUCCAAAGCCGCCUCUGCCCAGCUGCUGCCUUCUUCCGUCCUCUACCGCAGCCCCGACAGCGCCACUGUCAUAUUGGAUAUUCCCAGAUCCCUCGAGGAGAGCCAGGUGCUGCCCGGUGAGGAACACUCUGCCCAAUGCCGGAUUUACUCGUCCGUAGCCCCGACAGCUCCUUUCGAGCUACCGGAGCCAGCGCAUGGCCUUGAGCCCGAUGCGACUGCUUCGCCAGCGUCGCAGAUUGCUACCUUGAUGACGGCGGAGAGUCUUCGAAGCGUACUAGAGGUUCUCUCGCAGGAUUAUACAGGCGCAUAUUGCCUGCCGCGUCAGAUAGCUCCAGAGUCGUCACCAUCAUCAUCGCCGUCAUUGCAGACCGAGGAGGACUCUGAACCAUGCAACCCACCCGACGCCAACCAUCUGCAUGGCUCCAUUUACAACACAGCGCAAGCUUUUCUGCAGCGCGCGCCUAAGCGCAAAACGACGGCGGCGGCCGGCUACAAAACGGCCAGCUCGCUCUCCUCCAUCCGCGCGCUCCUCUGCGCCAUCCCUGUCCGCGCCCACCUCCACGACGACGGCCUGGUCGCCGUCUGGAUCACCAAUAAACCUCGCAUCGUAGAUCUGCUCACCGCGCCAGGCGGCGUCUUUGAGGAGUGGGGGCUGGAGUUCGUAGCGGAAUGGACGUGGCUCAAGGUCACGGCCGACGGGCGUCCCUUGUUCCCGCUCGCCGCGGCCUGGCGCAGGCCCUGGGAGAAGCUCCUCGUAGCGAAGCGCAAGGGUCAGGCCGCGCCGCGCAGGCUGGCGCCCAAAACUAUUGUUGCCGUGCCUGAUCUUCAUUCGCGCAAGCCCAACCUCAGAGGCCUGUUUGGAGACAUUCUCGGUCCGGGCUACAGCGGCCUCGAGGUGUUUGCGCGUGGUCUGACGGCCGGAUGGUGGAGCUGGGGAGACGAAGUGCUCAAAUUUCAGCAGCCGCAGCAUUGGCACACGAAGCAGUCUCCGUAG
Messenger RNA from Akanthomyces muscarius, 1017 nucleotides. RefSeq lists its product as uncharacterized. Gene Ontology annotation, molecular function: methyltransferase activity. The transcript has 2 exons. Lineage: Eukaryota; Fungi; Ascomycota; Sordariomycetes; Hypocreales; Cordycipitaceae. Gene Ontology annotation, cellular component: RNA N6-methyladenosine methyltransferase complex; nucleus. The coding region runs from base 1 to 1017 and encodes 338 amino acids. The record is from RefSeq and is a predicted model, not a curated record.